AUGGAUUGCUCAUCGGCAUCAAGAGAUCAUCAAGAGGAAACAAAACUUUUGGAUGAGCUAAAACAGGGGAAGGAGCUGGCCAAACAGCUUCUACUCCAUCUCAAUGCCCCUUCAACUUCUUCUUCACAUCAACAAAAGGGUGAGCUCUUGGUUCAAGACAUUCUCAAGACUUACGAAAAUGCGCUAUCGAUUCUCCUACGAUGGUCGCCCGGUCCAGCUGCGUCUCUAGAGUCGCCGCGAAGUGAAGAAUCUGACCGGGAUCAAGAGGGCUCGAGAAAGAGGAAGAACGUGAUUCGAUGGACAAAGAAAGUGCGAGUUGGGGCAGGAGUGGAAGGAGAAGGAGAAGGAGGUGAUCUUAAUGAUGGUUACAAUUGGAGGAAGUAUGGACAAAAGGACAUUCAUAAGGCCAACUUUCCUAGAAACUAUUUCAGAUGCACUCAAAGAAAUACCCAAGGUUGUUUAGCCACUAAACAAGUGCAAAUAUCCGACGAAGACCCGUCACUCUUCAACAUCUCCUACCGAGGAACACAUACUUGUAACACUAUCCAAGUCGGCCCUAGCUUAAACAACAACAAUAUAACCGCAACCUUAACAACCUUAUCCGAACCAACUCUUCUACCAGCGCUAGAAGUCCCCGACUCUCAAACCGAUCAGAAGUUGUUAUCUCCUAAUACCCUCUUCGAAUUCCAAACAGGCCUAGAAAAUGCGACGAGACACGAAGUUGGAAAUUCCUAUGAUAUUGUUGGCCCUAUGUUGGUUGAGAAUGAUCAUGCCCCUUCAACAGCUUUUCCGGAAACUACUUCUGCUGGUUCUUUUGAAUUCGAUUACUUUGCCUCGGGAUUCAUGGAUGAAGCCGAGCUUUCGUUUACCUUUGAUAAUUCACGAUUUUUCUAGUAGUUAUAAUAGGGAUAAUUCAUAAAUAUAUAGUUUGAAGGACAUUGCUUAUUUUGUGAUAAAGAGUUGUAUUAAUCAUAUGCAUGUCUAGCUAAAUAUUAUAGCUCCAUUUUGAAUAAACGUGACAAGGAGAUCUUAAUUAAA
This is a messenger RNA of Impatiens glandulifera, 1038 nucleotides long. RefSeq names its product probable WRKY transcription factor 46. Gene Ontology annotation, molecular function: transcription cis-regulatory region binding; DNA-binding transcription factor activity. Gene Ontology annotation, cellular component: nucleus. The record is from RefSeq and is a predicted model, not a curated record. NCBI's taxonomy places the organism in Eukaryota, Viridiplantae, Streptophyta, Magnoliopsida, Ericales, Balsaminaceae. Gene Ontology annotation, biological process: regulation of DNA-templated transcription. The transcript is spliced from 3 exons. The coding region runs from base 1 to 894 and encodes 297 amino acids.